Molecule: messenger RNA, 1424 nt
Organism: Candidula unifasciata
Lineage: Eukaryota; Metazoa; Mollusca; Gastropoda; Stylommatophora; Geomitridae
Source: the annotation of a GenBank genome assembly
AUGUAGGUCCAUAUGCAGGUCCAGAUGUACGUCCAGAUGUACGUCCAGAUGCAGGUCCAGAUGUACGUCCAGAUGUACGUCCAGAUGUAGGUCCAGAUGCAGGCCCAGAUGUACGUCCAGAUGUAGGUCCAGAUGUAGGUAAAGAUGCAGGUCCAGAUGUAGGCCCAGAUGUAGGUCCAGAUGCAGGUCCAGAUGUAGGUCCAGAUGUAGGUCCAGAUGUAGGUCCAGAUGUAGGUCCAGAUGCAGGUCCAGAUGCAGGUCCAGAUGUAGGCCCAGAUGUAGGUCCAGUUGUAGGUCCAGAUGCAGGUCCAGAUGCAGGCCCAGAUGUACGUCCAGAUGUAGGUCCAGAUGUAGGUCUAGAUGCAGGUCCAGAUGUAGGUCCAGAUGUUGGUCCAGAUGCAGGUCCAGAUGUAGGUCCAGAUGCAGGUCCAGAUGUAGGUCCAGAUGUAGGUCCAGAUGUAGGUCCAGAUGCAGGUCCAGAUGCAGGUCCAGAUGUAGGUCCAGAUGUAGGUGCAGAUGUAGGUCCAGAUGUACGUCCAGAUUUACGUCCAGAUUUACGUCCAGAUUUACGUCCAGAUUUACGUCCAGAUGUAGGUCCAGAUGCAGGUCCAGAUGAAGGUCCAGAUGUAGGUCCAUAUGCAGGUCCAGAUGUACGUCCAGAUGUAGGUCCAGAUGUACGUCCAGAUGUAGGUCCAUAUGCAGGUCCAGAUGUACGUCCAGAUGUAGGUUCAGAUGUACGUCCAGAUGUAGGUCCAGAUGUACGUCCAGAUGUAGGUCCAGAUGUACGUCCAUAUGCAGGUCCAGAUGUACGUCCAGAUGUAGGUCCAGAUGUACGUCCAGAUGCAGGUCCAUAUGCAGGUCCAGAUGUACGUCCAGAUGUAGGUCCAUAUGCAGGUCCAGAUGUACGUCCAGAUGUAGGUCUAUAUGCAGGUCCAGAUGUACGUCCAGAUGUAGGUCCGUAUGCAGGUUCAGAUGUACGUCCAGAUGUAGGUCCAUAUGCAGGUCCAGAUGUACGUCCAUAUGCAGGUCCAGAUGUACGUCCAGAUGUAGGUCCAUAUGCAGGUCCAGAUGUAGGUCCAUAUGCAGGUCCAGAUGUACGUCCAGAUGUAGGUCCAUAUGCAGGUCCAGAUGUAAGUCCAUAUGCAGGUCCAGAUGUACGUCCAGAUGUAGGUCCAGAUGUAGGUCCAGACGGUAUUGUAUCAGAUAUUAUUAUGGCCAAUGUAAUCACAUCAACGGAAUUGUUUCACAGAUUAUUCGAUAAAGUCUUGGAAAGCAAAGAAACAAACACCAGCAGACUGGAAAGAAGGAUAUCCUGUCAAAGUACACAAAAUAAAAACAGGAGUAUGACAACUAUAAAGAAAUUAUGUUGCUCUCAGUUCCUGUACAUUAUUGAGAAGGAUAUUGCCUCUCUGUGUUGUUAUUAG